AUGGGCCUCUCUGUCUCUCGUCUUCUCUCUGGCCUCUUCGGCAAGAAGGAGAUGCGUAUUCUGAUGGUUGGUCUUGAUGCCGCUGGUAAGACCACCAUUCUCUACAAGCUUAAGCUUGGUGAAAUCGUCACCACUAUCCCGACAAUCGGAUUCAACGUCGAGACCGUUGAGUACAAGAACAUCUCAUUCACAGUGUGGGAUGUCGGAGGCCAGGAUAAGAUUCGCCCGCUCUGGAGGCAUUACUUCCAGAACACCCAGGGUAUCAUCUUCGUCGUUGACUCGAACGACCGAGAGCGUGUUUCCGAGGCUCGGGAAGAACUCCAACGGAUGUUGAACGAAGAUGAGCUCCGGGAUGCCCUUCUCCUUGUCUUCGCCAACAAACAGGAUCUGCCCAACGCCAUGAAUGCUGCUGAGAUCACCGAUAAGCUUGGUCUCCAUGGCCUCAGACAGCGAACCUGGUACAUUCAGGCUGCGUGCGCUACAUCUGGAGACGGUCUGUAUGAGGGUCUGGAAUGGCUGAGCGCGAACAUCAAGCGCCGAGUAUAA
Molecule: messenger RNA, 546 nt
Organism: Cyclocybe aegerita
Lineage: Eukaryota; Fungi; Basidiomycota; Agaricomycetes; Agaricales; Hemipholiotaceae
Source: the annotation of a GenBank genome assembly